AUGUUUCGUGCAUCCAUCCUUUCAAGGCAAUUUCAUACGAGCCGUUCAGUAUGGAGAACUGGUCCAUUGACACCACUCACGAGCGAAAAACUAUCGAGCUUACGACGCAGCAACAAGUUCAAGCAGCUUGAACAACGCGACAUUGACUUUUUCCGAUCGGUGCUUCCUGCCAACAAUGUCAUUCACGAUGCUGAAAGCGAUCCGGCAAAGUCUACCAUGACGCCCUACAAUGCCGACUUUUUCAACUUGCACCGAGGAGCGUCGUCAUUAUGUCUUUUCCCCACGGCCACGGAGCAAGUAUCUGAAAUCCUAAAGUAUUGCAACAAGGAAAUGCUUGCCGUUGUACCCCAAGGCGGUAACACUGGUGUGAGUGGUGGUGCCAAUCCAGUCUUUGACGAGAUCAUCAUCAACACGUCCAAAAUGAAUCAAAUUCGAUCCUUCAAUGAUAUCUCGGGUGUUGCAGUGGUGGAUGCUGGUGUCAUUCUCGAAAGCCUCGACAAUUUCUUGGAGCCGCAUGGCUAUACAGUACCACUGGAUCUCGGGGCUAAGGGAUCUUGUCAGCUGGGUGGUAACGUGAGCACGAAUGCUGGAGGUCUCCGCUUGAUGCGAUUUGGUAACUUGCAUGGCAACGUGCUUGGUCUGGAAGUGGUUUUGCCCGAUGGCACAAUCUUGGAUAACCUAUCGACAUUGCGAAAGGACAACACCGGCUAUGAUUUAAAACAGCUUUUUAUCGGUGCGGAAGGAACACUUGGUUUGGUCACAGGCGUGUCUCUUUUAACACCUAGACGGCCCAAAUCUGUCAAUUUGGCUAUGCUUGCAUUGGAUUCUUUUGAUGAUAUCCAGAAAGCGUUUGUGAUGGCAAAGGAGGAUUUAUCCGAGAUCUUGUCAGCAUUUGAAUUUUGGGAUGAUGCAUCCAUGAAUCUCGUCAAGAAGGUCACAUUGCCAGAUGCCACGUAUCCAAUUGAAGCCAAAUCUAAAUUUUACGCAUUACUGGAAACACAAGGAAGUCGCCAGGAACAUGAUCAGGAGAAAUUGGAUGCCUACCUCUCACGAGUCAUGGAGGCGGAUGUUGCCCAUGAUGGUGUCAUUGCUCAGGAUGCUAAGCAGAUCCAAGCACUCUGGCAAUGGCGAGAAACCAUCCCUGAAGCUAUCGUAAAAUCUGGUACUGCAAUGACAUACGAUGUAUCUAUGGACGUCAAACUGCUAUACAAGAUGGUGGAAGAUGCAAAGAAGCAUUACAAUGAUCGUGGACUAUUGGGUGAUGGAAACGUGUAUUACAACUUCCUUGGAUUUGGUCAUGUUGGAGACGGAAACCUUCAUAUUAUGGCAAACAUCAAGGGAUUUGAUUACAAGGUGCAGAAGGAUAUGGAUCGAUUUGUAUACGAUUGGGCUAUCAAACACAAAGGAUCCAUUACAGCUGAGCAUGGUGUUGGUGUGGCCAAGGUUGGAUAUAUGGAGGAAUGCAAGAGCGAACCACAAUUACGUUUGAUGCGAGCUAUCAAGCAUGCGCUGGAUCCGCGUGGUAUUAUGAAUCCUUACAAGGUUGUUCCUGGUGUCUUAGAAGACGUAUAG
Molecule: messenger RNA, 1572 nt
Organism: Lichtheimia ornata
Lineage: Eukaryota; Fungi; Mucoromycota; Mucoromycetes; Mucorales; Lichtheimiaceae
Exons: 10
Coding region: 1-1572 (523 amino acids)
Cellular component (GO): mitochondrion
Molecular function (GO): catalytic activity; FAD binding
Source: RefSeq, a predicted model, not a curated record